AUGGAUUGUUCUUCAAAUAAAUUAGAAGAAGUUAAGAAAAUGGUGAAUGAACUCACCAAGACUGUGAAUGAUGUGACGAAGAGCCUAAAGAUAUGGAGAAAUUCUGAACCUCAUAAGUAUUUUAUAUACCAAAAAAUGGGUCAUAUUUCCCACAAUUGUCCUAAUAAGCAACAAGUAAAGAGUGAAACAAGUAAAGGGACCAAAUCAGAACGAAUGAUAAAACAGACUAACGUGCGUUUUUUUGAAUUCGUAAAUAAUCAAGAAUGUCAGUCUGUGAGGAAGGUUAUAACAGAAAAGGAAUUGGCCGUUGAAAAUUGUUUGAAGAUAGAAAUUGACUUAGACAAUGAAAUAUUUGAUGUAAGGGCCUUGAGUAAGCGGCACUAUGCUGAAGACUACAUGUUUCUAAAAUGCAAAAGAAGGAAUGCUGAUAGGUUGUCAAGACGCCCUGAAGAAGUUAAGUAUGAAGAGAUUACUGAUGAACAAUUUAUUGAAGGAAUGUUGAUGCAU
This is a messenger RNA of Dentiscutata erythropus, 507 nucleotides long. The record is from the annotation of a GenBank genome assembly. Lineage: Eukaryota; Fungi; Glomeromycota; Glomeromycetes; Diversisporales; Gigasporaceae.